UUGGCGCAUGCGCAGAUUGGGGAAGGUUCAGGAAGACGGUGGAGCUGCCGCCAUUUUGCGGGAAGAGGAGUAGCUCUAUCUGCACUGGUGCUUUUCUUGCCUAGACUGUAGGAAGUAUCCGAGCUUCACUCCCUGCAACAUACUCAAAGGAACGGAGAGAACCGGGACAUCCCUGCGGGGACCCGGAACUGAUCUGACAGAAUGGCAUCUGAUGACUUUGAUAUAGUGAUUGAGGCCAUGCUGGAAGCUCCCUAUAAAAAAGAAGAGGAUGAGCAACAAAGGAAAGAAGUCAAAAAGGAUUAUCCUAGCAAUACCACCAGCAGCACCAGCAACAGUGGCAGUGGGACCAAUGGAAGCAGCACCAUCAAGGAGACAAGCAAGAAGAAGAGGAGUCGGAGCCACAGUAGAAGCAGGGAUAGAAAGCGCAGUCGUAGUCGAGACCGGGAUCAGCAUAGACGGAGAAACAGUCAGAGUCGAAGUCGAGAUCGGCAGCAUCAUCACCGUAGCCGUAGCUGGGAUCAUCGACAUAGUGAGCCACGAAGUCGGGACCAUCGUCGUGAGGAUUGUGUGCACUACAGGAGUCCUCCACUUGCCACAGGCCAUAGGUAUGAACAUAGUAAGAGUCCUCAUUUCAGAGAGAAGAGCCCAGUCAGGGAGCCAAUUGAUAAUCUGAGUCCUGAGGAGCGUGAUGCCCGCACAGUUUUCUGUAUGCAGUUAGCUGCCCGCAUUAGGCCUCGAGACCUGGAGGACUUUUUCUCUGCUGUAGGCAAGGUUCGUGAUGUACGUAUCAUCUCAGAUCGGAACUCACGCCGUUCUAAGGGCAUUGCUUAUGUGGAAUUCUGUGAAAUCCAGUCUGUGCCACUGGCCAUUGGGCUAACUGGGCAACGGUUGCUGGGAGUGCCUAUCAUUGUACAGGCUUCACAGGCAGAGAAAAACCGACUGGCAGCCAUGGCCAACAACCUGCAAAAGGGCACUGGUGGACCAAUGCGCCUCUAUGUGGGUUCCCUGCACUUCAAUAUCACUGAAGACAUGCUUCGAGGCAUCUUUGAGCCCUUUGGCAAAAUUGAUAAUAUUGUCCUGAUGAAGGAUUCAGAUACAGGCCGCUCUAAAGGUUAUGGUUUCAUCACGUUCUCUGACUCUGAGUGUGCCCGGCGGGCCAUGGAUCAGUUGAAUGGCUUUGAGCUUGCUGGUCGACCUAUGAGGGUUGGCCAUGUGACUGAGCAACUGGAUGGUGGCACAGACAUCACUUUCCCUGAUGGGGACCAGGAGCUGGAUCUGGGAUCAGCAGGUGGAUGUUUGCAGCUUAUGGCCAAACUGGCAGAAGGCUCUGGAAUACAACUGCCAAGUACCACUGCUACUGCUGCUGCUGCCGCCGCCGCCCAAGCUGCUGCCUUGCAACUGAAUGGAGCAGUUCCCUUGGGCGCCCUGAACCCAGCAGCUCUGACUGCUCUGAGUCCAGCCCUGAACCUUGCCUCCCAGUGCUUCCAGCUCUCCAGCCUCUUUACCCCCCAGACCAUGUAAAUUGGUGGCACAGCAGACUUCCUCCCUGUGCCUCUGGGUCCUGCUACUUCACAUCUACUCUUCCAUGGCCCCAUCUCUCCAUUUUGUGGACCAAGCCAUCCUGAGGGCAUGGACAUUAUCUCUGAGGGAAUUGGGGUCACCCUUAAGACACCAAGAAGAGCUCCUGCCCCACUGGAAAUGGACUCUGCUGAGCAAAGCGCCCAGUUGAAGAAAGCAGAAUCUAUACCUGCAUUGAGUACCUUUUUCUCCAUGUGUAUUGUCUCUGAGAUGACCUUCUUGCUCUUUCCUACACCCUAAUGAUUCCUCAAUUCCUCCCCCAUUGGGAAGGCCAUAGGGCAUUAACUGAAGGCACUGACCUGUCUCCUUUUCCUGUACCUUUAUCCUUCAGUCUGUCAAGGAAAACCCUUAGGACCUCUGAAUCAAGAGGACUGAGUUUGUGGGGUGAGCCUUGAAGGUGCUCUUUUACUACUGCAAGGGCCCUAGAAGAUAGCAUGGAUUCGUGCGUUGAGAAGCCAACCUCAGACCUUAGCUUGAUGCAGUUCAAGGCCAGACCUACUGUAGACUUAGCCUCUUGCUAGGAGGCAUGGGAGUGAUCUAUCCUGCCAGGCAUUUAGGGGCUUUCAAGAAUUUAGUAAGAGGUGGAGUGUACCUUUCCAGUGUCUUCCAUCUUCCUUUGAAUACUUGUCCUUCCUCGUAGGUCCUCCCUUUGGCCCAGGGUGGGAGGAUGGAGGGAGGCUGCUACUCUGUACCACUUCCUGUGUGCCUCUACUGUGGCCUCAACCCUGGCAGUUAAAGCUGCUCCCAUUUCCUACCUGGGCAUGUGUGAGCCCUUCUCACUGGAUUUUAUCCUCUUGUGUCUGUGUACAUAAAUGUGUUUGUGUGUGUGUGUGUGUGUGUGUGUGUGUGUGUGUGUGUAUAAAAACUUUGUACAAAAGGCAAGCCGCCUCCUUGUGGCAGCUGUUGCCCAUUUGUGUGUGGUCUCUGUUGUGUGUCUGACAACUUCUUAAGAGCCCAAACCAUGAUGUUUCUAGGGAUUAUAAAAGAUUAGUAACACCAUUGUGUUUUCUUUUCUUUUUUUUUUUUGAGACAGAGUUUCGCUCUUGUUACCCAGGUUGGAGUGCAAUGGCGCGAUUUCGGCUCACCGCAACCUCCGCCUCCUGGGCUCAGGCAAUUCUCCUGCCUCAGCCUCCUGAGUAGCUGGGAUUACAGGCACGCACCACCAUGCCCAGCCAAUUUUUUGUAUUUUUAGUAGAGACGGGGUUUCACCAUGUCGACCAAGAUGGUCUCGAUCUCUUGACCUCGUGAUCCACCCGCCUCGGCCUCCCAAAGUGCUGGGAUUACAGGCUUGAGCCACCGCGCCCGGCCGUGUUUUCUUUUAUUUAUUUUAUUUAACCAACUUUAGAAAGAAAAAUGAAAACUCAGCCAGGCAUGGUGGCUCACGCCUGUAAUCCCAGCACUUUGGGAAGCCAAGGUGGGCAGAUCAUGAGGUUAGGAGAUCGAGACCAUCCUGGCCAACAUGGUGAAAUCCUAUCUCUGGCUGGGUGUGGUGGCUCACUCCUGUAAUCCAAGCAUUUUGGAGGCCAAAGCAGGCGUAUCACCUGAGGUUGGGAGUUCAAGACCAGCCUGACCAACAUGGUGAAACCCCGUCUUUUUUUUUUAAAAAAAAAAGAAAUCCUAUCUCUACUAAAAAUACAAAAAUUAGCUGAGUGUGGUGGUGGGCGCCUAUAAUACCAGUUACUCGAGAGGCUGAGGCAGGAGAAACACUUGAACCCGGGAGGUGGAGGUUGCAGUGAGCCGAGAUCACUCCACUGCACUCCAGCAUGGUGACAGAGCAAGACACCAUCUCAAAAAAAGAAAAAUGAAAACUCACAGAAUGGGUUUCCCAUUCUGUAUCUGCAUUACACUCUCGAUCCUAUGGUUGUCUUCUCCAUCUAUCGGCAUCUUUACUAUCUCCAUCCCAACCUACCCACUGGACAGCUUUAGACUUACGGGCUGCUCCUCUGUGCUUAAGGACAAAUCUUAUUUUUCCAGCAGAUGGCACUAUGACAGUACUACAUUCUGUACUUUUUUCCUUGGGUGUGGGGGGAGGUGGGUUGUGAUCUUGAAGAGCUUAAGUACCAGAGAGGCUACUAAGCUCAGCAUUCUUACUCUAUUGGCCUUUGUACUUACCUUUGAACCUCUUUGUAGUAGCAAUCCCAGUCCAGUAUCCAAAGGGGUUUGGGUCUUGCAUAAUACGGCAGGGUUCCCCUGACCUGAUGUCUGCUAUUGUUCCUCUGUCAGUCCCCUCAACCCUUGCUUUCCAUAUGGCUCUGCCUGGGAUAACAGGCCUGGGACCAGUGAAUUCUAGGGAACUGAGUAUUCUAGAAAUACCUCUGAAAGGUAAGGUGUACCUACCACUGCCUUAAAAUAAGUGGGUGAGGGAGAGGCUUUCUCACUGUGCUUAGGGACCAAAUGAAAGGAGGACUGAAUUUAGGGGCAGGGCUCUGUGGGGCUCCUUUUUUGAUCUCUAUGGCAACAAAAUGCUAAGAAUUUCUUCUGCUAAAAAUAUGAAUAAUUGCUGUUGGGUUUUAAUUUGUCAGCUCUCAGACUUCUAAGCCAGUGAUGUUAGCCUCCGGGGUUGCUUUUGACAUGAAAUCAUUUAAGUACUUGAAGGCUGCUUGAGUCAGAAAAGGCCAGUGGGACUCUAGCUCCUAAGUCUGUUUACUGCUUCUAUAACAAUACCACAGACUGAGUAAUUUGUAAAGAAGUGUAUUUCUCAUUACUGGGAAUUUCAAGAGCAUGGUGCCUGUAUCUGGUGAGGGUCAUCCCAUGGCAGAAGGGCACAAGGUAGAAAUGAGCACAUAAGACAAAGGGACCAGGGCCCAAACUUGCUUUAUAACAGCUCUCUCGUGAUAACCUGCUCCUGUGAUAGUGACAUUAAUCCAUUCAUGAGGGCUCUGUCUUUAUGACCUAGGCACCUUGUAUUAAGCCCCAUCUUCAAUACUGUUGCUGCAUUAGGAGUAAAAUUUCCACUGUGAACUUCUGGAGGACACAUUCAAACCACAGCAUUUGAUUCUUGCAGGCCUGGAUCUCACCUGCUGUUGCUGUUCUGGCUACCACCCCCAUCCCUUCCCCUGUCCUAUCCUAGUUUGCUUUCUGGACCUGGGGAGAAGGGAAGGAGGAUGUGCUAUUUUUAGGUAGAAGUUGCUGGCUAUGGCCCAGUACCCCUACAGUUAUUGAUUUGGCUUCUAAUGCAUUUCGAGAAGUGCAGUGGGUACCAUUUUUGUUAGUCAUCCUGAGGCCAUGAACUGGGUCUUUUCACAGCUAGCUUGGACUCCUUCAUACUAUUGUAAAUGUCCACAGGCCUUGCCUCCUUGCCCUCUUCUGCUGGGUUUCCUUAUGUUUCCGUCGCUAGCUACUUUGGCCUUCCUACACUUGGAUCCUUCCACCUCAGUUCUUCUUUGUUAUUAGCUUCUCACACAGCUUCUUUCUGGGAGAGACACGAUAUUGGAAGUAAGGAAAUAUCUAAGACAAUUUCCAGUCUUACUCCAUAUAAGGUGAUGGUAUCUAGUGAGUGACAGUUGGUGUCGGUGUCUGUGACUCAGUGCCUUCUUUUUUUUUGAGACAGAGUUUUGCUCUUGUUGUUCAGGCUGGAGUGCAAUGGCGCAGUCUUGGUUCACCGCAGCCUCUACCUCCUGGGUUCAAGCAAUUCUCCUGCCUCAGCCUCCUGAUUAGCUGGGAUUACAGGCAUGCGCUACCAUACCCAGCUAAUUUUGUAUUCCUAGUAGAGAUGGGGUUUCUCCCUGUUCAGGUUAGGCUGGUCUUAAACUCCCAACAUCAGGUGAUCUGCUCACCUCGGCCUCCCAAAGUACUGGGAUUACAGGCGUGAGCCACUGCUUGGCUGACUCAGUGCCUUCUUGUUAUUCAUCCCUCCAUAGGAGGUGGUUAGAGUGGAGAGAAGCAGGCAGUGAACAGAUUCUGGGCCCAGCUUAAGGUUAAAGAAACCCCUCAACAUCUACCUGCACAUGGUGGCAAGGGAGGGGGAAGGUAGGGGUGACAUUGUGGCUUAAAUCCUUUUCCAGCAUAAAUUUCUCUACCAGUUCUCAGUUCCAAAAAGGAUUCUCACCUGAUUUUUGGCUUACAGUCUAUAUAUGCUUCUAUAUUCUCUCUUUUUUUUUUCCUGUUACAGCAUGCUUCUAUAUUCUCAAAGGUGGUGGCAUUUCUUCCCUGUUCUUUAAACUGCUGUGCUCUUGACAGGAAUUCUGCUUACUUCCUCAGGCUCCCAACAACUCCCAAAUAGGAGUUACCAGUAGAAGCAGAGGCUUGACCUGUGAACCUUUAGUCCUGGAGCAUAUAAUGAAGGGAAUUGAGUAAAAACUUGAAGGAUGGAAUUAUAUCACAGUCCCUCUUUUCCCUAACUGCGUUAGUGAAAAUCAGGCAGCAACACUUGGACAGUGAAGAGACUCUGAAAGGUGAGGUGAUAGGAGGUGGCGUAAUGGUAGUUGUUAACAUUUAUGCAAGGCUUGUUGUAGGUUAGGCACUCAAUCAUUUUAUAUGUAUUAAGUCACCUAAUCCUCACGACAACUCUCAAAAGUAGAUAAUUUUAUUAUCUUUACUUUGUAAACAAGGAAACAUAUCCAAAAAGGUUAAAUAAUUUUUCCCAUGAGCACAAAGUUAGCAAGUUAGGGAUUCUAAUCCAAGUACUCUGUCUUCAGAUUACUUACUCUUAACCUUACCUGCCUCUCAGCACCACUGUGGAAGACAAGGCCUUGGAGUCAGCAAGGAAGUGUCACUUUUCCUAUCCCUACUCCCAUAGCUCUCAGUAGACUCAGAAUUUUUCAACUGCCACGUCUUUGCUUACCUUGUUCUUUCUUCCUUUCCUCUUCCUCCUGAUCAAAGUCCUGUCCUUUAAGACACUAACUAACCAGGCAUGGUGGCUUACGCUUGUAGUCCUAGCUACUGAGGAGGCUGAGGCAGAAGAAUCACUUGAACCUGAGAGGUGGAGGUUGCAAUAAGCUGAAAUCAUGCCACUGCACUCCAGCCCAGGCAACAGUCUGAGACUUCAUCUCAAAAAAAAAAAAAAUUAAUUUAGGCCAGGUGUGGUGUCUCAUGCCUAUAAUCCAAGGGAUUGGUGGGCAGUCACCAAUUGGGAGGCUGAGGUGGGCAAAUCACAAGGUCAGGAGUUAAAAGACCAGCCUGGCCAACACAGUAAAACCCUGUCUCUACUAAAAAAAUACAAAAAAUUAGCUGGGUGUGGUGGCAGGUGCCUGUAAUCCCAGCUACACAGGAGGAUGGGGCAGGCAAGUCACUUGAACCCAGGAGGUGGAGGUUGCAGUAAGCCAAAAUUGCGCCACUGCACUCCAGCCUAGGUGAUAGUACGAGAGAGACCCCAUCUCAAUAAAAAAAAAAAAAAAACCUGAAGCUUUUCUAGUUGGAGAUAAUCUCUUUUCAGUAUUCUUUGUCCACUUGUGGGUCAUCUUACUCUGCUUUUAUUUAGUAAAUAGUUUCAAUAAAAUUUAUUUAAUUGAAAACUACGUUACUGGAUGGUUAUAGCCUGAUGAGGCCAGCCCUAGAUGUCUUUCUUAGGAUUGCUUUGUUUUGCACAUAUUAAGUGUCUGUGGAAUUGAAUUAAUGCUCUCUGUGUUAAAAGUCAGCACCAGGAUGUCCCUUCUAGGCUGUUUUUCCCAGUAGCCUCAUCCUUUUCAAAGGAUGUCCCUUCUAGGCUGCUUUUCCCAGUAGCCUCAUCCAUUCUUUCCUCACUCUACCAAGAGAGAAGUUGCAGCUUUACUCUUUUUGACGUUACCAUGGUAGCCUGUGAUACUUUCUUUCCAAAGUACUGUUUGCCAUCCACCAGUUUGAUGUUUCCAUGGCAACCAGGUAAAGGAAAUAGUCACGAGCUGGUUGCAGAAAAGGAAUUCAAGUCUGAGAAGCUGCAUAUCUGAAUCUUCUGGCUUCAGACUUCCUUUCCCCUCUCUCCUAACUUUUGCGCUUUAUAUCCAGGACCGGUUUGCUUUCCAGUGUGCUCUUGGUUAAGAGUGCUCUGAAAGUGAGUUGAGGCAGACCAGCCAAUUUAGAUCAUGUGGGAAGGUGGGGGCAAGGAAAGAGCUGAUCAAAGAUCACUUCCAAAAGUUGGAUGAAGUCUCUUAGUUGUUCAGAUGAUCUGCUCUCAAGAGCCCUUAAGGAGUUGGCUGGAGUUGCUGGAGAGCCAUUAAGCAGUUAUUUUUUUUAGAGCAAUGGGUAGAUGGGUGAGGUGCCUGACGACUGGAAAGGAGCCAGUCAUUGCCAGAUUGUAGAAAGGGGAAACAGUGACCUUGGAAAUUGGAGACUUGUCAGACUUGCCAAUGUUUCAGAAAGUAUGAGAGUUUCAGUCAGCCUUCAGGCACCAGGAAGCCUACUUGUUUAGAAUUGGUGCUGAGAAUUCACCUCAACUCCUGAGCACAAGCAAGCUAGGGGACCUCCACCCUGUAGCCAGGUGUCACACUGGAACCAUACAGCAUCGUUCAGAUUCCUCUUCCCUCACAAACUAGCUGAGUAAGCUGGGGUAAGUUACUUUACUUCUCUAACUCAUACUUCGUCUAUAAAAAGAAAAUGAUAGUACCUAUCUCUUAGGAAUGUGAGGAUUCAUUGAGAAAGGUUUGGAACUUGGCUUAUUACUGUCCUUAGUAUUCCCCUUCCUUUGGAUGCCUACUCACUUGAUUUUCUAGCUGACUUCAUUCUCCCCAACUAAAGAGAAUGCUCAAGGUUUAUGGGGAGAACCAAGGGUGGUGCAAUGGUGAAAAUAAAUCUUCAUUUUAAAAUAAAUAAAUUGUUCCUGGGCUAAAGCCCCAAGCUCACAAGGUCUUGGGUCACAUAGAACCUGCCUAGUUUUCAGGAAAACAAAUCCCACUAGCCCAAUCUGUUUAUGCUUGAGACUCUGUCCAUAUAGUUAGAUUUUAACCAGAUGGUUUUGAAAAAUCAAAAUGAGCGCCCCUCACUGGUACCUUCAAGGGACUUAGCUUUGUCUGGCAGGGGAAAAAUACCAGAGCACUCUGUUUUGUUCUAAGACAGGGUCUGGCUCUGUUGCCCAUGCUGGAGUGCAGUGGUGCCAUCACAGCUCACUGCAGCCUCAACCUCGUGAGUUCAAAUGAUCCUCUUGAUUAGCUGGGACUAGAGGCAUGUGCCACUACAUUCAGCUAACUUUUGUAAUUUUUGUAGAGAUGGGGUCUUGCUAUGUUGCCCAGCUGGUUUCUAAACUCCUGACCUCAGGAUUAUAGGUGUGAGCCACAACUAGCUGAGAGCACCCUCUGUUACCACCCUUUCCUUAGUGUCCCUCGUAGCAUCCCCCAAGCAUUCCCGAACCACCUAUCCUUUAUUGGUAUCCAGAGCCUAGCCCUAAACUGGCACUUUCUGAAUAUUUAUUUUUAGACAGAGUCUCACUCUUGUUGCCCAGGCUGGAGUACAAUGGCGUGAUCUCAGUUCACCACAAUCUCUGCCUCCCGGGUUCAAGCCAUUCUCCUGCUUCAGCCUCCCAAGUAGCUGGAAUUACAGGCAUGUACCACCACAUGGCUAAUUUUGUAUUUUUAGUAGAAAUGGGGUUUCUCAUGUUGGCCAGGCUGAUCUUGAACUCCCGACCUCAGGUGAUCCACCUGCCUCAGCCUCCCAAAAUGCUGGGAUUACAGGUGUGAGCCACUGUGCUCGGCCUUAUUUAUUUUUUAAAGACAGUCUCACACUGUCACCUAGGCUGGAAUGCAAAGGCGCAAUCUCCACUCACUGCAACCUCUGCCUCCUGGGUUCAGGCGAUUCUCCCACCUCAGCCUCCUGAGUAGCUGGAAUUACAGGUACCCACCAUCACACCCGGCAAAUUUUUGUAAUUGUUUUCGUUAAGACAGGGUUUCACCAUGUUGGCCAGGUUGAUCUCAAAGUUCUGACCUCAAGUGAUCUAUCCACCUGGCCUCCCAAAGUGCUGGGAUUACAGGCGUGAGCCACUGUGCCCAACCUGAAUAAGUAUUAAAUCAGCACAGGUCCUGUGCUUAAAGUCAAGUUAUACUUUGAACACAAAAAUGGAAAAUCGUGCACUAAAAUACCAUCAUGGAACUUCAGUUGCCAAUCUUUCCCCCAACUCUCCACCAAACAACAAAACCCAACAAAGGGGUGACUCCUUAUGGGAGGCAUGUUGGACCCUGUAGACAGUAACUUAAAUUUAUAAUCUCCAAAUGGUGGUGUGUUCUGAGAGUUUAGCAAGCUGCUUUGAUGCCUAAAUAAAGGGCCAGGACAUAGGAUGCAAAAGGCACUACUGCCUCCACUGCUCCUCUGUAUAAUGCUUGAGAAAUUACAAAGAUCUUUGCUCUUUUAUUUAGUCCUAAAGACUUCCCUACAAGGUAGGUAUUCUUCAUUUUUGAGUUGGGAUAGCACAGCUGAGGUUCAGAAAACCCAAGAGGUUAAUAGUGACUUCAUCCAGGAAGCAUCCUUAGCAGGAACUGAAAAGCAUUCAAGGGCUUACUGAAUUUGCAUUCACAUCUGGAGUUUUCAAAACCAUUAAGCUGUGGAAACUUGAGAUCAAUAUUCAAAUAGACGAAAAGGGACCUUGAGCAUAUCCAUCAGAGAGUCAUCAAGAUGAUAAAGGCCUGAGAAGCAGUAUGCUUGUGUCCUGUUUGACGACCGCACCAGCCACCCAAAUUUUGCUGCCUUCUUUAUAGGAAGCGCCUUUUCCUCAUGUGGUGGGCUGCCUGCUGUUUCUCCUCUGUGCAGUUGCUUAUGUAGUCUGACCACAAGGAAUCUUUUUCCUUCUUUCUCUCAUCUAUCUAUAGCCUACAUAUACUGCAAGGCCCAGUUUCUAAAAUAUGUCUUCCAAAUUUACUGUUUCUUCCAUUCAGAGUUCCUGGAGCACGUGAGGUAGCCCCCAGUUACAUAGAAUAUGAUAUUGUUUGCUACUGUUACCUGUUUUGUGCUGUACUACCUGUUCCAUCUCCCCAGCUUAAUUGUAAGCUAUUUGAGGGGCAGAGAUUGUAUCUUAAAUGUAUUUGUUUUUCCCAUUGGGCCCAGCACAGUGAUUGGCAAAUUGCAGAUGUUGAGUCUUUGAGAGGAAGAAAUGUCUUCUGCAUUUGUGGAUGAAAGAUUAAAAUGUCCAGGAAAAAUCUACUUAGACUGAUAUGGAUUGAAACUGUUAGAUUUUAAUAAAAAGAUGUGUGUGUGAA
Messenger RNA from Callithrix jacchus (white-tufted-ear marmoset), 10673 nucleotides. It is a transcript of the gene RBM23, whose product is annotated as RNA binding motif protein 23. Gene Ontology annotation, molecular function: RNA binding. Gene Ontology annotation, cellular component: nucleus. Gene Ontology annotation, biological process: mRNA processing. Lineage: Eukaryota; Metazoa; Chordata; Mammalia; Primates; Cebidae. The record is from RefSeq and is a predicted model, not a curated record.